This is a messenger RNA of Chiloscyllium plagiosum (whitespotted bambooshark), 7096 nucleotides long. It is a transcript of the gene polrmt, whose product is annotated as polymerase (RNA) mitochondrial (DNA directed). The record is from RefSeq and is a predicted model, not a curated record. Gene Ontology annotation, cellular component: mitochondrial DNA-directed RNA polymerase complex. Gene Ontology annotation, molecular function: mitochondrial promoter sequence-specific DNA binding; protein binding; DNA-directed RNA polymerase activity. NCBI's taxonomy places the organism in Eukaryota, Metazoa, Chordata, Chondrichthyes, Orectolobiformes, Hemiscylliidae. Gene Ontology annotation, biological process: mitochondrial transcription.
GUAAUUUGCUUAUGGUUUAGUUGACUCCGGGCACUAAAAUACAUGCAGGGUUCACUGUUCAAUACACCAUUUAUCUUUAUUACAAACAGAGUAAACAAAUACAGGUCUUUAUCUGCAAAUGGAUUUGGGAUCUUCAGUGCAACUGCUCACACACGCGAUUCCUGAUAUCACGUGGUUUGUCCGGAGCCAGGCCUUCUGGGAGUUGUAGUUCGCUCCGCAAACCGGCCUCAGUUCCCGUGGGGCUAUGCGAGAGUCGCGCGUCUGCGCUCUGGCUCCGGCGGGCCGCCUGACCCGAACAACCAAGAUGGCGCGGUAGGCGACAGGGCGAUGUCGUUUUUGAGGCUCUGUUCUUCUCGGAGUUCCCGUCCAGCGACUUUACGGGAAAUGCUGCUUCUCCCCUCCGGUUGUCACCGUUGUCUGCAGCUCAGGAGACAUUCUGUUAGGAGCUCAGAGCUGCCUUGGGGUUUCUUCAGAAGAAAUUACUCUUCUAUUAUUCCUAAGAAGGAUGUUGGAAAGGAUCAACCCUGUGAGAAAACUCGUUUGUUACAGGUUCUCGAAGCCCGAAUGCAACAACUUCAAGCAGAUAACAUCACUGAAGUGAAAUGUACAGAGGUGCAGUUUGUCAACCGAAUAAAUGUAACUCAUGAUGAAAAUCAAAGCAGUACAAAUAAUCUUACUUUUCUGCCAGAUCAAGAAUUUAAAAAAUCUCUUAACCUGAGCACAGAAGCAUUUGUAGAAGAAAAGAUAGCUAAAGAACAGAUGGGAAAGAAAUGUUACACAGAACCAGCAAUUCCAAAAACUGCCUCAGCUCCAAGGAAAUGGAUAGAAAAAUUAGACAAAGAGAAACGUAACAAAACCAGGAGACAACUUAAUAUUGUGAAAAAAAUCAAAGAAUCAAAAGAAUCUCUACAAUUAUCAAGCACAAAAAGUGUUACUGGUGCAAAGACCACUGAGACGGGCAGUAAAAGUACAUCAAAAGGCAAUGUUGCAAAGGCACCAGUAACACACAGAGCCAGACCUUCAGUAAUGAGUAAUCGGGAAGCAAAGUCCAGUGCAUUACAUGAUUUUUCUGUGGAAGCUAUACUUGCUGAAGUGGAAAACCUUGACCAACGGCUCAUUAAUUGGGAGCCUUCUGCUAAACUGCUUGAAGAUGAAGAAGGCAACAAAUAUGGUGAUGCCCAGCGGAAUAUUUUAUCCUAUGUUGAGGCUUGUGCAUUCAUUAAUGAUCUGGACAGAGCUCAUCAAUGUGUCAUGUUCCAUCAUCGGAUUCUUACUCGCCGGAAGCAGUUGAAUAUAAAGAUUUAUAAUGUUUUAAUGCAGAUGUGGGCUAAAAAGGGUUCAUUAAGUCAAAUUGGCAACCUUUUCAGUCUGGUGGAAGAGGCUGGGUUGAAGCCAAAUUUGGGAUGUUAUAUGGCAGCAUUGGAAUGUAUGGGGCGCAUGGAAAACUGCUCCCCCCAUGUGAUUGAGAGAUGCUUUCAACAGUUAAAAGAAGAUGGCUUCACAAUACAAGACUUGUUUAAGAAUUGUGUGUUCCAUAAAGAUGAAAGAGAGAUGAUAAUGAAAGCCAUUUGGGCUGUAGAUCCUGAAUUCCAGCUCCAACCUGAACCUGAAAUGGAGAUUUGCCAAUCUCCAUUAGUGAAGCACUUUUAUUCAAAGAUUGAGCCUAUUAAAUAUCCCAAAUUGCAUCUGUGUUUGGAACAACUAAAGGAGAGAUUUGAUCGACAACUGAGCAGGGAGCAAGAGGAUACCAUUUCUAUUAGCUCUGUUGAAGCAACAAAACCCAUUACAGAGAAAAUGAAAAGGAUGCGUAACCGUGUGGCAGAUUUACGUGCCAAGUGGCAUAAAUCUCUACUGCAGGCAUUUCGUGAGUUCAGGUUUCACUUGGCUGGUGACCGAAGUUGUUCCUGGAAAAUGAAUCUCUAUCCUUAUCUCUGCCUGCUGGAUGAUAAGGAAUAUGUAGAUAUAAUGAUACAGUCUAUUGCAAAUAUCCCGCCAAAUGGUGAAGCAUUACUGACAAUUGCUAAGGAAUUGGGUAACAGAGUCUACAACAAGUAUUCCAUACGGAAGAAGAUCAAAAAUGAAAUGGUAGAUAAGAUUAAACAAAUUUACUAUGCCUACAUCGAACUGUUGGCAAAGGAUACGGAGCUGAACAACUUCCUGCCUCGUGAGCACAUGGUGAAAGUAGAAAAAGAGAUGAAUUUAGGUCUUUCGCUAUUAAGUGAAGAUUCUCCCUGGCCACAUUUUCUGAUUAUAGAUUUGGGAACUCAUCUAGUAGAUCUAAUGGUUCAUGAAAUUAAAAUCCCCAUGAACACCCAAAGCCCAAGUCACGAGAGGAAAUUUAUCCCAGUCUUGUAUCACAUGUACAGCUUUCGCAGUAACAAGCAGAUUGGUUUCAUCAAACCACAUCCUAUUCUAACUGAGCUCCUUUCACAAGCUGCUGAGACAACUUUAAUCUUUGACUCCUGUGUCAUGCCAAUGGUCUGUGCUCCCAUCCCAUGGACUUCGCCUCGGUUUGGAGCCUAUAUUCUGGCACCCACCAAAUUAAUGCGGUGCGUGGAAGGGGCUCUACAGCAUCAUUUACUCCUGGAGAAAUGCAAGAGUAGUGACUUGCAUCCAGUGCUAGAUUCUUUAACUCAGCUUGGUAACUGUGCUUGGAAGGUUAACAAACCAAUCCUUGAUUUGAUUAUUUCUAUUUUUAAUGAUAAAGGAAGCGAGAAGCUGGAGAUUCCACCUCCACUUUCAGAAGCACCACACAUGCCCAAGUAUGACCCAAAAGCUGACAUUAGUCCAGCAGCAAAGUCUGUAUUGAAAAAAAAGAUAGCUUGGGUCAGAAAAAGGGCAGCUGAAAUGCACAGUCUUCGAAUGGAUGCCCUUUACAAGCUUUCCAUUGCCAACCAUGUCAGAGAUGACAUAUUCUGGUUUCCGCACAACAUGGAUUUUCGAGGAAGGACGUAUCCCUGCCCACCAUAUUUUAAUCACCUGGGCAGUGAUGUCACUCGUGCAGUUUUAUUAUUUGCAGAAGGAAAACCCUUGGGAGAACAUGGGUUAAAUUGGUUGAAAGUUCAUCUUGUUAACUUAACUGGCUUUAAGAAAAAGUGUUCCCUUAAAGACAGAAUUGAUUAUGCUGAUAAAGUAAUGGAUGACAUUUUGGAUUCAGCAGAUAACCCUUUAACAGGGAGGAAGUGGUGGAUGAAUGCAGAUGAGCCUUGGCAAACAUUGGCUUGUUGCAAAGAGAUAGCACAUGCUAUUAGAUCACCUGAUCCAAGCAAAUACAUCUCUUAUUUCCCAGUCCACCAGGAUGGCUCUUGUAAUGGUUUGCAACACUAUGCUGCUCUAGGACGUGAUGUGAUUGGUGCAGCCUCUGUGAACCUAAUGCCGGAUGAGGUACCACAGGAUGUUUACAGUGCAGUAGCACAACAGGUUGAAGAGUUCAGAAAAAGAGAUGCUGAAAAAGGUGUAAAAAUUGCUCAAAUCUUGGAAGGCUUCAUUAAUCGCAAGGUUGUGAAACAGACAGUGAUGACUGUGGUGUAUGGUGUGACACGAUUUGGUGGGCGUCUCCAGAUUGAAAAAAGAUUGAAAGAAGUUGAGGAUUUUCCAAAGGACCAUGUGUGGGAUGCUUCUCAUUAUGUGGUGCAGCUGGUCUUCAGCAGUUUGACAGAAAUGUUUACCGGAACCAGGGAAAUUCAGGACUGGCUGACACAAAGUGCACGACUGAUUUCCAAAUCAGGAAGUUCAGUGGAAUGGGUGACGCCACUUGGGCUACCAAUUGUACAACCUUACCAUAGGACCAGGACUACAUUAACAUUAACUCUGCACUCUGAAUUAGACCAUCAAAAGCAAAAGUCGUAUAUUGAGAUUCACUACGGAAAAUAAUACUUAGCAACACAGCAGCGCUGAACCUGUAUUAAUAUCCAUAAAAUCACCAUUCUCCUUGUCUUCAGAACCAAAUAACUCAUGCCAUUCUACUGCUUGAAUGAUAUCAUCACAUGGAUCAUCAAUAUUAUCUUCAUUAGCAUUCACAACAUCAUCUUCUGUACCAUCGCGUAUAUUGGAACGCCAUGUUUCUUGAAUGAUUUGAUGACAAUCUCCAUUCUGAUUGCAUGCCUUUCCUGAAAACCCACUCACCUGAGUUUGUUAAUGUUGGAGCCCAUACAUUGCCUGUUGUAUAUUUUACCAUACAAGUUAUUGGGAUGUCUCAAAUAUCUUCUCUUCAAUAUCUGUUUUGUUUCGGAGAGAUCUGUGACGUUGAACUUUUGAGCUCUGUGUGAAUUGCACAGCAUGGUUUUAAUUUAAGAAUUAUAUGAAAAAGAGUAAAUGGUUAUAUCACUGUCUCUGGUUGUCAUAACACAAUUAAAACGUGUUUCUUCUUUUAGAAUUUUAAAACAUAGCAAUGAAGUAGCAUUAUGAAUUGUAAUAUUUUCUGUUUAAUUGAGCAUUUCAUUUUUUAUGACUAUCAGUCACAUAGGGGAAGAAAAAUGCUUGACAGUGUAUGAAAUCUGUGUUACAAGCAUGAAGACCUAUGGCCAAAUGGAGUGGGUAAAGCAAUGAUUAAUUACUGCUUGAACCGUUACCCUUAGUCAUGAAAGAGAGCAAUAAAACACUUCAAUACUGUGCUGUUUUGACAUUGCCAUCGGUAUUUGAUACAAAAUCAACUGAUGACCUAUUUUAAAAGAAAAUCUUUAUUUAUGUUUGUAAUUUAAGAGCACUUAUUUUAAGAAUAUGACUGAUUAUAAAUACACCUCUUGAAGGUGACUUCUGUUAAGUGGAAUAGAUUAGAAUAAAGUUAAAACUUGCAAUAAUACUGAAAUGAUUACACCAAUUCCAAUUCUAGUGAUUGCACCAAUAUCCUUGUUGCUACUAUAGUUCAUGAAUGAAUAAUGUGAAGUGAUAAAGUAUUUUGACAAUUAUAUUGUUAUCAAUAAACGAUAAUAUAUUUUGUGAAAUCAGAGCAACAAACAUUUCUUGUCUGCUGCAAUUUGGAUACAAAAAAAGUAUUGUUAACGUUUGUGUUACCAUAUAGAAAUCGUUUGUUUUUCAGCUAUUCAGCCCCUCCACUCAAACUCACCUCCUUUCUUGUCAAGCCAUUGAUUUAUUUGGAUAUAGUUUCUCUCCAGUACUUUACUCAUAUUGCCAUUUUUGCGACCACUAAAUCAUUGCAGGAUUGAGAGAUGUUCAUUGUUUCCAACUUAUAAAUAAUGUAAUUCUACCUUUUUAAUUUAUUUUCUGAUCUCUCACUCCUCAUCCCUUUCUGCCUCCAACUUGACUGAAGUCUGGAUGAGAGAGCAUCUCAGCCUGAGGCAUCCUGUCAGUGACAAGGCUAGGACGGAACUGUAAGUCAGUCUUGUGCCAGCCCAGAGUCACUCAUCCCACUAGAGGGGUGCACGCUCCUUUUAGCCAUUCAGUGGAAUAAAGGAGGCAUGCAGACAAUGUGGGAGGUAUGCAGAGCCCCAACUUUCUGCAGACCUGAUACAGUGAUGUGGAGGUUGGGAACAGAGAGAAUGUGGAGCAAUGAAGCCUGAUUAUCCAAGAGGUUAGGCAGGAAAAGAGGUGUAGGGUCUGCUAUCUAAGAAAGGGGGAUUUUGGGAAGAAGGGUUGCUCAGUUGUGAGAGGAGUGGGUUGGGAAGAGUGGCUGCUGUUCUAACUGAAAGAGGCGAAGGAAUAUUGAGCAGAGGGGCUUAGUUGAAUCUUCUCCCAUUAGGAAAAAUGGAGAGCAUGACUGAAACUUCUAUAUGAAGCAAUAAUGUUUUCGUGAAAUAUUUUAAAACCAAAAUUUGUGUAUUUAUAUUUUACUUAUGUUAGAAAAUGUUACUGUAGUAAUUUUUCUUUGUUUUUUGGUGUCUGGGUUAUGUUCAUUUUCAAGAGUGUUUUUUAAUAUUAAUUCGUGGAAUGUGACAUGACUGGACAUGUCAGCAUUUAUUGCCUAUCUCUAAUUGGCCUUGAAAAUGUGACAGUGGAUUAAAAUGUGGUUGGACAGCACUGUUGUUUUCCUUUGCUAUGCUUUAUAUGUACAUAAUCUAGCAAGGUCAUGUUCUUUUAUUAGCAGGGACUUCAUCCUGUAUAGCUUGCACAAAUGCUGAAGUACUUGAGAUCACUUUGGUGAUUUGAUACAAAGGGAAACUAAUGUUUCAAACAACUUGAAGCCCAACAAUUCUAGCUAUUCACCUAAUGGCCAAGAAACAUUUGCUUUCCCAGCAGAUUAUGAAAAGUAUUAUACAGCAAACUCCUCAUUAUCUGACAAAUAUGGGGAAUGGUAGGUGUGUCAGUUCUGUGAAGUUACUGAUAGCACAAGAAAUAUUAUGAACAUGUGUGCAUCAGCAGUUCGUGCACCAAGUUCAGAUUGUUUUUGAAGAAACAGUAUAAAAAUGGUAUAUUUCCUUUGAAAUUUUUUGCCAGUUGCGUAAGAAUUCUGGAUGCUUCGGUACUGGAUAUUGGAAGGUUUUCUAUAAUUACAUAAUACCUUGUCACAAAAUAAAUCUCAGAUCUUUUUAUCUUUAGCUGCUCUCAUCCUUGUCACUGGAUGUAACAGGGGAAAGUGAAGACUGCAGAUGCUGGAGAUCAGAGUCGAGAGUGUAGUGCUGGAAAAGCACAGCAUCCGAGGAGCAGGUGAAUCUGCUCCUCAGAUGCUGCCUGACCUGCUGUGCAUUUCCAGAACCCCACACUCAACACUGGAUCUAACAUUUGGGAACUGGGAGUACAAUAAAUUUCUUUAUCACCAACAAUGUAUGACUGUUGUGAUGGAUGAUGUCAAUCUAUUAGCACGCACCAGAAAUCAAAUUUAAAUUCUUAUGUUCUGUAUUGUUUUGUGACGCAACAGGCUAAUAUAGAAUUGAAUACAUGCAGAAUGCAGACCAAUUUCUCACAUGCAGGUUCAAUUCUGAGUUGACAUAACAAAUAGAAAUUUGUAAUGUUGCUUUAAUGAAGUUUAGCAAUUCACAAUUUAAUGCAUUUUUAAACGCAAUAGUCUUUUGGUAAUAUUUAAAAUUCAAACAAAUGGCAUAUGUAAAGCAUUGAAAUUUGAGUUAAUAGAAUAUAAUUGUCACAAUCAAGAAUUUUUAUUUUAUUUUGUUAAGAUGGGUGAAAUUAUUAAAUUAUUCUU